UUUUUGGCUGAGGAGGACCUGCCCGACCCAUCGCGCCGGCCCAUUGUCGAGCACAUGGUGAUGGUGCACCAGAUGGUGCGCACUCAGUCGGAGGAAUUUUUGCAGCAGCUCAAGCGGUACAACUACGUCACGCCCAAGAACUAUCUCGACUUCAUCUCAAAUUACCGCUCGGUGCUCAAGGAGGAGCGGCGCAAGAUUGAUGGCUCGAUCCAGCGCCUCGACGGCGGCCUCUCCAAGCUG
This is a messenger RNA of Emiliania huxleyi CCMP1516, 240 nucleotides long. RefSeq lists its product as hypothetical. Gene Ontology annotation, cellular component: dynein complex. The annotation marks the transcript as partial. Lineage: Eukaryota; Haptophyta; Isochrysidales; Noelaerhabdaceae. Gene Ontology annotation, molecular function: dynein intermediate chain binding; dynein light intermediate chain binding; minus-end-directed microtubule motor activity. Gene Ontology annotation, biological process: microtubule-based movement. The transcript has a single exon. The record is from RefSeq and is a predicted model, not a curated record.